GUUGAAUACACCGCCCCAUUAUUUCAAAUGGGGAAAGAAGAAAGGCCAAGGCCAGCAGUGCUCCAAGCCCUGCCAACCUCAUAGACACUCGGCGAGGCACAGCGCAGCUCCAGAUAAAUAUGAGCGGUGCUUCGCGCGGUGCGCAGAGCUCACAGCAGCCGACUUCUUCACUCGAGAUCCUACCACGAAAAUGGCGCCGAUAAUUCCUACGUUACAUCCCCUUCCACCGCCAGGCCUCACGUUAUUCCACGGCUUCACUGCUCGUCAACAAGAAGCCCUCAUCGUCAAAGAGCAAUUCAAGCAUUUCUCGCGUUCCAACCUGCUCGUCGCAUUCAAAGGGCCCGAUGGCGGACCUGGGCAGAUGUUCCUCGAGAUCGACGAGGUGAAAAGGCGACGCUGGGCAUUUAAAAGCGCGACGACGGGCGAGGUGGUCAUGAAUCUAGUAAAAGAGAAGCACUGCUUCCACCCGCAUGUCUAUCAUGGGAUGGCGCCGGAUGGAACGGAGAUGUGGACGUUGGUAUUGAAGAGGCAUAGUUUCAGUGGGACAGAGUACUUACUCACCGUGAACCCACCCAACGAGCCCCCCAUCAGCCUACCGGUUGAAAACAAAAUCCAAGGCCAAGGGAAAGGAAUCCUCUUGAACGGAAACGCGGUGGCUACAAUGGAUCAGCCGGAGGUCUAGUCACAUAUGAGAAGAGAAGAACACGUGUACGUUGCAGCGGGGAUGGACAUUUUGCUGAGUGUUGGGGCAGCCUUGGUGCGUAUCGAUAAGCAGGCCGAGGAUGCGCAGGCUGCGGCCGCGAGUGCGGCAUAAAGCCGCAUAUGUAAGCUAGGUGCAGAGUACGCCGCACGGGUACUGCUCAAAUAUUACUUCACGAUUUCUCUG
This is a messenger RNA of Trematosphaeria pertusa, 886 nucleotides long. RefSeq lists its product as uncharacterized. Bases 191 to 682 code for a protein of 163 amino acids. The record is from RefSeq and is a predicted model, not a curated record. The transcript has 2 exons. NCBI's taxonomy places the organism in Eukaryota, Fungi, Ascomycota, Dothideomycetes, Pleosporales, Trematosphaeriaceae.